AUGUCAUCAAACAAAUUAAGGGAAAUUUCAACAGGAUUCUUAGCAAAUGCGAAACGUUUAAAACGUUUAUCUUUAGAUCGAAAUUCUCUUGUUUCACUAUCUUUUUUAAGCUAUUUAGGUUCUCUCACAAAUUUGUCGAUAGCUUACAAUAUGCUUAUUAAUAUUACGCCAAAUUAUUUUGCUAAUCUAAAAAAUUUGCUGACAUUAAAUUUGCUGACAUUAAAUUUGCGGGGUAAUCGUAUCGAAAAAAUCGACRAAGAUGCUUUCUUAAACUUGAGGAUGUUACAAAAACUUGAUCUUGCAGAAAAUAAUCUGACUGCGCUUCCUACUACAUGGAUGAAUACCUUGACMGAGUUGCGGUAUCUUAAUUUGAAAUCGAAUCCGUUUUCUAGCAUCGAUAGCAUGUCUAUAAAUGCUUUUUCUAGUCUAAAUCACUUAGUUUUGGGAAACAACACCUUCAUACAAAUAGAUAUGAGUAGUUUAAUAAAAUUACCCUCAAGUGUUAUUGUUCAUUUGGCAUCGAUAAAUAAUGCUACAUGUGUAAMCAAAGUUUGUAUCGCGCGUGGCCUGACGGAGAUUUCCUUCAGAAUUCGUUUGGUACUCAACGUGUUAAAGAAACAGGAUUUAGUGGAAGAUGAAAAUCCAUCCAUGGAAAUGAUUCCAAAGAUAACAUCAAUGGAUAGGACAACCUAA
Polistes canadensis is the source of this 693-nucleotide messenger RNA. Its product is annotated as chaoptin-like. Gene Ontology annotation, cellular component: extracellular matrix. NCBI's taxonomy places the organism in Eukaryota, Metazoa, Arthropoda, Insecta, Hymenoptera, Vespidae. Gene Ontology annotation, molecular function: protein binding. The coding region runs from base 1 to 693 and encodes 230 amino acids. The record is from RefSeq and is a predicted model, not a curated record. The transcript is spliced from 2 exons.